Messenger RNA from Mercurialis annua (annual mercury), 1192 nucleotides. Its product is annotated as calmodulin-lysine N-methyltransferase. Gene Ontology annotation, cellular component: cytoplasm. The record is from RefSeq and is a predicted model, not a curated record. NCBI's taxonomy places the organism in Eukaryota, Viridiplantae, Streptophyta, Magnoliopsida, Malpighiales, Euphorbiaceae. The coding region runs from base 48 to 995 and encodes 315 amino acids. The transcript is spliced from 7 exons. Gene Ontology annotation, molecular function: calmodulin-lysine N-methyltransferase activity.
UUCAAAACAGAACAAAUACAAGAUCCAAAUAUAUCCUUUUCGUUGGAAUGUUAAGUCGAGAGGAACUCAAAAUUAGAGUAGAAAAUAUGAAUAAAGAAUGUGAAGGUAAAGCCGCAUGUUUAAGAUGGGCAAUCCUUCGUCAAGCUCUCCUUCCUCGCCAUUCUUCAGAUGACCAAUCUGCAACUGCCACCCAACGCAUUUCAAGGAAAACCAAUCAUGGAUUCAGCUUAAUCCCUAAACAUACAGUGGAUAAACACCAAAACUCCAAAGAUGCUACUGUUUGCUACACUUUGCCAAUUAAUGGCUCUCCCAAGCUUUUCCUCACUCAAAGAAUGGAUGGUGGUGCUGAUUUGAGUGAUUUUGAGAUCUCCAAUGGAUACAAUGUUGACAACACUGGACUUGUUUGUCAGUGGCCAUCAGAAGAUAUUCUUGCUUAUUUUUGUUUGUCACAUGCAGACAUGUUCAGGUCUAAAACUGUUAUUGAGCUUGGAUCAGGCUAUGGCCUAGCUGGAUUAGUUAUUGCUGCAACUACUGAAGCUUCCCAAAUUGUAAUCUCUGAUGGAAAUCCUCAAUUGGUUGAUUAUAUUCAGCAUAAUAUAGAGGCUAAUUCUGAUGCAUUUGGUGAUACAAAUGUGAAGAGCAUGAUGCUGCAUUGGGAUCAGGAUGAUACUUCAAAUAUACAGAACACAUUUGAUGUCAUUGUUGCCAGUGAUUGCACCUUUUUCAAGGAGUUCCACAAAGGCCUUGCAUGCACUGUCAAACUCUUGCUAAAAAGAGCGGAAACCUCUGAAGCGUUGUUCUUCAGCCCAAAGAGAGGUGAUUCACUGGACAAGUUUCUUGACGAAAUUGAAAAAAUUGGCUUGAAAUUUUCCGUAACGGAAAACUACAAUACUGAGGUUUGGACCCAACAUCAAAGAUUCAUGAAUGGUGAUAUGUCAUGGCCCGGCUAUGAAAAAGAUCACUGUUACCCUUUAUUACUCAGAGUAACAUUAUAAACUUUUUGAGCCUGUUUUGCCAUUCAUUGCCUUGGGUGAUGAAGCAGCAUUAGUGAUAGGCAUUAGUUCACACUGCUCUCUUCUUGGAUACUCUACAUUAUGUGGGUCCGUUUUUAGUUUUUUCUUAUUGUGAUUCUUAUUGAACGUAUUCGUAUGAUUGGUCUAUGAAGCUUUUAAGAGCAGAUUCCUUAUCUUCA